GAUCCUCAUCUACUCCCUCCCCCCACCCACACUCGAAAACUCAAUUCUUCACUUCAUUUCCCACGCAAGGAGAUCGAAAACAAAUCACCUUUUCCUUCACUUUCUUGCCAUCCAAACACUGCACGGCCACUAGUUCGUAACUAGAAAAAGAAACGUUUGCUUAGAUGUGGGCACAGCCGUACGGGAAGACUGACUUGGAGGCCGGAGCGAGGCCUUUGUAUCCAAUGAUGCUUGAAAGCCCGCAACUCCGGUGGGCCUUUAUUCGUAAAGUGUAUUCAAUCUUGUGCUUUCAAUUACUUUUAACAAUCGCGGUGGCGGCUAUGGUUGUUUCUAUCCGUCCGAUUGCCGUCUUCUUUUCGACUACUGGGGCCGGGUUGGCGCUCUAUAUAGUGCUUAUCCUCACACCCUUUAUUACUCUGUUGCCUAUGUAUUACUAUCACCAGAAGCAUCCUGUGAAUUACUUUCUGCUAGGGUUUUUUACCAUCUCUCUCGCCUUUGCUGUUGGCUUAACUUGUGCCUUUACUGAAGGAAAGGUGAUUCUGGAGUCCGCGAUUCUGACAACUGUGGUGGUUGUCAGUCUCACUAUGUACACAUUCUGGGCAGCUAGGAGAGGCCAUGAUUUUAACUUCCUAGGCCCCUUCUUGUUUGGUGCAGUCAUGGUUCUUAUGGUAUUUGCUUUCAUCCAGAUUCUCUUUCCAUUGGGCAGAAUCUCUGUGAUGAUUUAUGGGUGCCUGGCUUCAAUCAUAUUCUGUGGAUACAUCAUAUAUGACACCGAUAACCUAAUCAAGCGGUACAGUUAUGAUGAAUACAUAUGGGCCUCAGUGAGUUUGUAUCUGGACAUCCUCAAUCUCUUCCUCGCGCUGCUAACCAUCUUCAGAGCCGCCGAUAGCUGAAAUCACUGUCCAGUAUCUGUAUACAAGACCAUUUUUCAGUUUUUGUUCCUCUUGGGCAUUCAAUUAAAUCAAACUGUAAACUUCAAUUGUACUAUACUAUUUUCAUCGCCUUUUUUGCCCUCAUAUCUCCAUUGUUGGAAGAGCAGAUGUGAAUGACAAAAGAGAUCUGUUAUCAUUUGCAUAUAUACAGUUGACAAUUAAUCGCGGGUUUUUGUUCGGAUUUGCAUCACA
Messenger RNA from Populus nigra (black poplar), 1124 nucleotides. RefSeq names its product protein LIFEGUARD 2-like. The transcript is spliced from 4 exons. The record is from RefSeq and is a predicted model, not a curated record. Gene Ontology annotation, cellular component: membrane. The coding region runs from base 165 to 893 and encodes 242 amino acids. NCBI's taxonomy places the organism in Eukaryota, Viridiplantae, Streptophyta, Magnoliopsida, Malpighiales, Salicaceae.